AUGUUAUUUAUCUUUGGUUUAGGGCAACCUGUCGACGUCAAAUUGCCAGUAAUCGAUAAAUAUCCCGAUUUUAUGGAGAAGAAACACCGUGAAUCUUACGUAUCUGAGAGGAUCCUUGGAACUCUGUAUCAUUGUAUAAAAGUCGACACUCCUCAAAAUGAUUCACUUUUAAACUAUAAAAACUAUGGCAUCACAGUAGACGAGGAGUUUCUCGCAGAAGGCUAUGAGGAUUACAUCGAAGAAGCGGUCACGAUGCGCGACGACUAUAACUGGAGACUUAAAAGCUUAAUGAAAAAAUACAGCAUUAAGACAGAACCAGAAAUCAUCACUGGAAACAUUAUUCAAUUUCGUGGAACGGACGGAAAAAAGAUUUAUGAUGUUCGCAAGACGAUCUCUAUAGAAGUUGCAGUUAUCAUACAAAAAACACGGCUAUCUUUUCGAAGGGAUCUGGAUGACCAUGAGGAUACAGAGGAUGAUUUGCCAUUUUCUUCACGUGUUCAUAUCAAGAUUACAAACGAGUCAAAAGCUAAAGCGUCCGCGUGGUAUUACGUGACGUAUCAUCGUAAGAAGCAUGACAGUUUGGGUAAUGGCCAGAUUUGGCAUGAUGAUGAAAUUUUUUUAAGUUUUGCAUGGACCGUUUCUGAUAUUUUGCUUGCUAUUCGUAAAGAAAACAUCGCUUCUAAAAUUCAAUCUACAGAAUGGUGA
Ambispora leptoticha is the source of this 705-nucleotide messenger RNA. Lineage: Eukaryota; Fungi; Glomeromycota; Glomeromycetes; Archaeosporales; Ambisporaceae. The record is from the annotation of a GenBank genome assembly.